Diprion similis is the source of this 3313-nucleotide messenger RNA. RefSeq names its product protein smoothened (gene smo). Bases 307 to 3231 code for a protein of 974 amino acids. Gene Ontology annotation, cellular component: dendrite; plasma membrane; cilium. Gene Ontology annotation, molecular function: transmembrane signaling receptor activity; patched binding. The record is from RefSeq and is a predicted model, not a curated record. NCBI's taxonomy places the organism in Eukaryota, Metazoa, Arthropoda, Insecta, Hymenoptera, Diprionidae. The transcript has 8 exons. Gene Ontology annotation, biological process: commissural neuron axon guidance; positive regulation of smoothened signaling pathway; central nervous system development.
ACCGACUGAAUGGAGGAACUUGCCGUCGUGGGUGGCCCCCCGUUGCCUGGAUCGGGGGGGUGGUCGUGGGGGCAGGGAGCAGCGUGCGUGUGGUCCUUCGUCCGGCGCGUCCGGCAUACCCGACUACCCGCCGCCCGGCGUCGUUGGCUAUAGAAUGCGUUGCGAGCACGAUUGCAUGCGGAUCGCUUUGUCUGGAAAGACGCUUCUCGGCGACGCUCUGAUGACAAAUCGGGCGAAUGUCGGAGGUUGUCGUGGAAAGAUUGGCUGAUAAUUACUUUCCUUGAUUAAGGAGUACUCGAUAUCAAGAUGCUCCGGCUUGCCUUUUUGAUAAUGGCAGUACUCCACGGAGUUGAAUCAGACCUAAGCCGGAACUUUUUGCCUGUUGCCAAUGGUGAUAAUGAAACCUGGAACGGAAUAGAGAUCGGAAGGUCAGGGCUCAGACACGAAGACCAGAGUUUUUUGGGAUAUUCAAGCGCAGAGUUUGCAAAUUGUCGGAAGUCGGCAAAGUGUAUUGAUAUUAGCAACAAUACUUUGUGCAUGGGCACUAGAUUGACAUAUUCAACUACCACUUUAGACCUCGUCCCUGAUUUUGCCCUGGAAGGGAGUAUACAGGAUAGUUUGAACCAAUUUCGUGGUCUUAUGCACAUUCCAAAGUGCUGGGCAGUUGUUCAACCAUUUUUGUGUUCAAUCUUCAUGCCAAAAUGCAUCAAUGGUAUUGUGGAUUUGCCUUCGCAGGAGAAGUGCAAAAUGGUCGCUGGCCCAUGCCGUUUACUGCUUAAUCACACAAUCUGGCCAAGUUUCAUUAAAUGUGAAAAUGCAGAACUUUUCCCAAAAAUGUGUAAAAACGAUGUUAGAGACUUGAAAUUCAAUACUUCCGGUAAAUGCCUGAAGCCACUUGUACACACAGACAAUUCACUAUCCAUUUUCGAGGGUAUUGAAGGGUGCGGCACUCAGUGCAGCGAUCCACUGUUCACACCAGAUGAACAGCGUCAAAUCCAUUCUUUUGUCGCAUGGGCCGCUGCAACCUGUCUUCUGUUCAAUUUGUUUACCGUGGUCACAUUUUUGAUUGACUGGAGGAGUGCUAACAAAUACCCAGCUCUAGUAAUAUUCUACAUCAAUAGCUGCUUCAUGGUAUCCUGUGUAGGGUGGCUAGCACAGUUCGGUCCUGGUAGCAGAGAUGUUAUUGUUUGCCGCAAAGAUGGCACAUUAAGAAUGAGUGAACCAAGCGGUGAAAACUUGUCCUGCGUGGUGGUAUUUGUACUCAUUUACUAUUUUCUGAUGGCAGCUAUGGUUUGGUUUGUUAUUUUUACAUACGCGUGGCAUAUGAGUUUUCAAGCUCUUGGAAAGAUCCAGGACAGAAUUGAUAAAAAAGGAGCUUAUUUUCAUCUCAUUGCUUGGUGUCUUCCGCUUGUGUUGACAGUCACCAUUAUGGCUCUGGGAGAAAUAGAUGGAAAUAGUGUUACUGGAAUAUGUUUUGUGGGCUAUGCAAAUCACGCGGUGAGAGCAUGGUUUUUAUUGGGACCUAUUUGCAUUGUACUACUUGUUGGAGGAUAUUUCUUAUCAAGAGGAUUGAUAACGUUAAUUCAUCUGAAGAUAAGCAGUCAGGAAGUAAUAUCUAAGCGAGCAAGCUCCAAAAUCCGAGAAACAAUUGUUAGAUUGGGAUUAUUCUCAAUAUUUACCUUUGUGGCAGUAAUAGUAACAUUUUAUUGUCACAUCUAUGAAUUCCAACACUCGUGGGAAUGGAAACAAAGCUUCCGAGAUUAUAUGAUCUGCACUAUUACAACGAAGUAUAACGCAGGAGUAUCGGAAUGUAAAAUGACAUCAAGACCCAGCGCGGCCAAGCUUCAAUUACAUUUACUGUCACCAUUCUUUGCUGGUGUUUUAAUGUCUUCUUGGGUCUGGACAGGAUCAACUGUGGAUACCUGGAAAAGAUUUCUUAGACGAACUUUCAACUGUGAGGCAGAAGAACAAAUUAUACCGAAAAAGCACAAAGCAAUUGCUAAAGCCUAUGAAAAGAGAAAUACGUUCAAAAAUGCUGGACGAUUGUCUAUAAGCUUCCACAACACACAUGAAGAUCCAGUUGGUCUAAAUUUUGAAUUAAAUUCAGUGGCUUCUCAAGACUUCAGUUCAACGUGGGCAGCUGCUUUACCAAAGUUAGUGACAAGGAGGGGGGCUUUAGUUGGUGUAACAACAGGAUCUGUAUCGAGCAACCGACGAAAUUCCGUUGAUUCGGAAAUUAGUUUUAGCGUUCGCCGUGUGUCUGUAGAGUCCCGGAGAAAUUCUUUGGAUUCCCAAAUCUCUGUACAAAUAGCAGAACUUAAGACAACUAGAAAAGUAGCCUCAACUACUUUGCCUGGUAAUUCUCGCGGCAGGCGAGUAAAACGCAGGAGACGUGAUUUCAGCAAGACGAGAUCUGGAAAAGUUAAACCACUUUUUCGAAGAGGUAGUACAACAUCACAGGAGAGCGAACUGGGAGCCCAGAUUCUUUCAGCUUUGACUAUUGGAGGGAAUCCCAACAAUCUGCCCUUACAAAUGCCCAACAUGAAAAGAAGAUCUGCCAGUGCUGGCCUGGAUGGACAAGCUAUAAAUUCAAAAAUGCUAGAUGGUAAAAACGCAGGCAUGUUAUUGCCGUUUUUAUUCCCAGGACACAGUGACAGUGACGAAAACUUGAGCAGUGAAGAGAAAGGUUCGCGUAUUAAACCAUGUAAAGACAUUGACGUGGAAGCCUGCAAUGUGGAUAAAGAAGAACAGGAAAGCGAGAGCGAAGAUAGCCAUGCUGAAGAAAAUACGAAAAUGUUACCUGUUGAAGAACCUCCCGAGCGAAGUAAAAGUAAGUCGAGUAACAACAGUACAAAGAGCUAUAUUCAUGACAGUGGUAGGCGAAGCAAAGAACUCAAAGUAAAAGACAUAGAAGUAGAGCUCAAAGACAUGUAUAGAAAAGGUGACUUGGUAUCGAGUUUGACAUCUUUCUGUCCAGAGCUCUCUCGACUCAUACAGUCUGACGAUUCAAAAACUAAGUCAACGAAGCGUCAAAAUGAUGAUGCAAACAUUCAAUCCAAUGCCAGAGAGAUGGCUACACAAACUUCUCUCCCUCUCGAUAUUUUAGAGAUGGAAGAAUUAAAGCAAAGUAUUGAUGAAAUAAUUAACAGUAGAAAUUGUAGCUCUAAAGGAACACAGAUUUCUCCACAACUCAACAAAACAGCUAAUCGUAAAUCUUCUGACAUCAGGUAGAAUCGUGUAGUCAUACCUGAAACUUGAAAUGUAUUUUAAGGCGAAUUUAGUGUCAGGUAGUAUGGAGUCGGCAUAAGUACCC